AUGAAGUCCGUCUUCGUUCCGGUGCUGGUCAGCUACCUGGCCGGCAGCGGCUUGGCCGCGCCGACUCGAAUGGUGUCGGACCAUUUGACCCAGCGUGAUAUUGCAGCACUCCAGGAACUCGCCAAUACCGACACGAGUAGCCUCACAACGCAAGUGACCGAGACUGCUUUCAAGAACCUGCUCGUCCAUCUCCUCGAAGCCCAGGCAGGAAAGAGCAAAAGGCACUUGGCCAUGAGCCAAGAUUCUGAGGCACACAUGGAUGACUUUAUUGAGGCCCUCUAUGCCAGAGACAUGGCCAAGGAGCAAGGCAUGAGUGAUGAGACAAUCCAAGCAUACGAUGAAGUCAUUGCCAAGCAACUUUACAACGCUCUUUCCAUUUCAGGCAGCGGCAUCAAUAAACGAGAGGCCCAAAAGUCUCCCUUUCAGCCCCAUCAAUUUCAAGACAUCGGCAAUAACGUCGGCAGUGGCGCUGGACGUGGCAUUGGCAGCAUUGUCGAUCUAAUCUUUAGCCUUCUUGGACUCAAUGGCUCCCGCGGACUCGCUGGCAACGUCGGCCAUACGGUUGGCGGUCUUACUGGCGGCUUGACUGGGACCCUGAACGGUGGCAAAGGAGGCAAGGACGGUGGCCUCGGUAACACCAUUGGUGGCCUUACAGGAACAGUCGACAAUUUGGUCGGUGGGCUAACUGGCGGAAAAGGCGGCAAGGAUGGUGCCCUGGGAGGUCUCACAGGUACUCUGGGCCAUACUCUCGGAGGUGUUACGGGUGGGCUUACCGGCGCCCUCGGCGGCCACAACGGAGAUAAGGGAGGACUCGGUGGUGUUGUCAACGGCGUGACCGGCAACCUUCUUAACACCACCGGUGGUCUUGUCGGAGGUUUGACGGGCGGCGCUAACGGUAAUGGCGGCCUUCUCGGUGGGCUGACGGGAGGACUCAAUGGCGGUGCCCAUGGAGGUCCCAUCUCCGGCAUUAUUCACUUUAUCUUCAGCCUCCUCGGCCUUGGUGGAAAGGGCGGCGGCAAUGGAGGCCUUGACCUUGGUGGCUUAACUGGAGGUCUGCUCGGCGGCAAAGGGGGCAAAGGAGGUCUCGACCUCAAUGGAUUACUGGGCGGCCUUGCUGGUGGUAAGAAUGGCAAGGGAGGUCUUGACCUUGGUGGACUUACUGGCGAUCUCAACAAAACUCUCGGAGGCCUUACUGGCAGCCUCGCUGGUGGUAAGGAUGGAAAAGGCGGUAUUGACCUUAACGGGUUAACUGGGCUUCUGGGUGGCCUUACUGGUGGUAAGAACGGUAAAGGAGGUCUUGACCUUGAUGGAUUAACUGGACUUUUGGGUGGUCUUGCUGGUAAGGACGGCAAAGGAGGUCUCGACCUCAAUGGGCUACUAGGCGGCCUUGCCGGUGGUAAGGAUGGCAAGGGAGGUCUUGACCUUGGUGGAUUGCUCGGCGGACUCACAGGCGGCAAGGGCGGCAAAGGGGGACUUGACCUCAAUGGAUUGACUGGGCUUCUCGGUGGCCUUACUGGUGGUAAAGGCGGCAAAGGAGGUCUUGACCUCGAUGGAUUAACUGGGUUACUGGGUGGCCUUACUGGUGGCAAAGAUGGUAAAGGAGGUCUCAACCUUGGUGGACUAACUGGCGAUCUCAACAAGACUCUUGGAGGACUUACCGGCAGCCUUACUGGUGGUAAGGACGGCAAGGGGGGCCUUGACCUUGGUGGAUUGCUCGGCGGACUCACGGGUGGCAAGGACGGCAAGGGCGGUCUAGUCGGUGAUCUUACAGGAAAUCUUGGAGGGCUCACUGGCGGACUCACAGGGGGACUCAAUGGCGGUGCCCAUGGAGGUCCCAUCUCUGGCAUUAUUCAUUCGGUCCUCAGCCUCCUCGGCCUCGGUGGAAAGGGUGGCAAAGGUGGCCUUGGAGACCUCACUGGGCAUCUCGGAGGACUAACCGGCGGCCUAACUGGUGGCAAAGGUGGCAAGGGCGGCUUGUUGGGCGAUCUUACGGGAACUCUGGGAGGUCUUACUGGCGGCCUCACCGGCGGCAAGGGAGGUAAAGGAGGCCUGCUUGGCAACCUUACUGGGACUCUUGGUGGAGUUACCGGUCAAGCUGGCAAUAUUGUGAAGGGAGCUGGCAAUGCCGUUGGUGGGCUCACCGGCGGACUGACUGGAGCCGCGGGCCAUGCAGGUAGCGGUGCUGGCAACCUUGUUGGCGGACUCACUGGCGAUGUCGGCGAUAUUGCGAAGGGAGCUACCAAAGGAGUUGGUGAUCUCAUCGGCGGACUCACUGGCAGUUUAACUGGAGCUGCUGGCCACUCCGGUAGUGGUGCUGGCAACCUCAUCGGUGGAAUUACCGGAGAUGCUGGCAACAUUGCCAAAGGAGCUCUAUCUGGCGCCGGUCAUGUUGUUGACGGAAUCACAGGUGGUCUCCUUGGGUCUGGUAAGGGUAGUGGUUCUGGUCAGGGUAACGGUUUGCUUGGUGGUCUUCUUGGAGGUGGUAAAGGCGGAAAAGACGGCAAAGAAGGUCCCAUCGGUGGCCUUGUCCACGGCGUCCUCGAUCUUGUUGGCCUUGAUGGUGAUGGCGGCAAGGGAGGCUUGCUUGGUGGUUUAGGCGGCGGUACCAGUGGUUUGACCGGUGGUCAGAGGGGUGGUGCUCUUGGAGGUCUGACUGGCGGCAAUGGUGCCAAUGGAGGAGCCCAGGGCAGCGCUGGUGGUUCCAGAGGUGGUGCCGCUUCGGGAGCUGGUGAAAAUACUCGUCAAGGCGCGAGCUCUGCGAACGCCUCGUCUGGCAAUGCCAAUGGCGGUGAUGAAGCGAGCAGUGCCGAUGGAAGCAGUGCUCAGAACGGUUCUACUUCCGAGAGUGACAGCAACUCCACCAGCCAAAGCAGCGGCAAAGCAGGCGACUUCACUUACACGUACACGUACAACUAUGUUCCUCAGCCAAACAAUGGAGCCCAGAGCACAAACCCCAAGGCAGCUGCCCUUAUUGCUCUCGCCCACGCUGCACAAGAGGCCAAGGCCAGAGAGGGACAAGCCCCCCCUCGAAAGUACGCCGCUGGCGGUUCAUCUCUGGUUGCCAGUCCUCCCUUUCCCCUUCCCACAGCCAGCAUCGUUAGCGCGGACAUCCCUCUCUCGACUGGUGUAUCGAAAUAA
Molecule: messenger RNA, 3138 nt
Organism: Pochonia chlamydosporia 170
Lineage: Eukaryota; Fungi; Ascomycota; Sordariomycetes; Hypocreales; Clavicipitaceae
Exons: 1
Coding region: 1-3138 (1045 amino acids)
Source: RefSeq, a predicted model, not a curated record